CAACGGCAUGUAGAAUCGAUAAUAUCUGCUCAAGAAAAUUACUAUUUAUACAUAUAUCAAUAGGAAUAUUAUACAUGAUAAUCUGAGUGAAAUAUAUUCCAGUUUUUAUUCUAUUUUUGUUCCCCCUCUUGGUGGAAGAAUCCCAUUUUCUCACUGCCUUCCUGCCAAUAUACCCAAUUUCUUAACUUUGAUCAAUCAAUCAAUCUCUCAGUGAAAUCCAUGGGAGAUUACAGAUCAAAGUCAUAUGCUGAUGGCAGGAUGGAGAUGGAGAGCUACUAUGGGUACAGACCCAAUUCAAACCCUCAUGAUCUCAGGUCUUAUAGUGCUUCCUAUGCUUCUUCUUAUGCACCACCACCACCAUCAUCAACAACAACCCAGUUGGGUUUUGUGAAAGAACCCAAGUUAAAGAAAGGGAAAAGCACAGGUGGGUCUUCUUCAAAAUCUUGGGGUUUGAAUGAUCCAGAGUUUAUGAGGAAGAAGAGGGUUGCUAGCUAUAAGGUUUAUUCUGUUGAAGGGAAGGUCAAAGGGUCUCUGAGGAAGAGCUUCAAGUGGCUCAAGGAUAGGUACACCCACGUGGUUUAUGGGUGGUCUUGAUUUUUUAUUUAUCUCUAUUGCUUAACUUUCAUGUUUUGUGCUUGGAAAACUCUGUGAGAAAUUAUAAGUUUUUGUGUUUUUGGGCUGUCUACAUAAAUUCAUGAUGUGGAAUUUCCAGAAAAUGAAAGUUUUUUCUUUUUCUUUUUUGUUA
Molecule: messenger RNA, 745 nt
Organism: Camellia sinensis
Lineage: Eukaryota; Viridiplantae; Streptophyta; Magnoliopsida; Ericales; Theaceae
Source: RefSeq, a predicted model, not a curated record